Molecule: messenger RNA, 638 nt
Organism: Pseudomassariella vexata
Lineage: Eukaryota; Fungi; Ascomycota; Sordariomycetes; Amphisphaeriales; Pseudomassariaceae
Product: Prefoldin
Exons: 3
Coding region: 102-473 (123 amino acids)
Biological process (GO): protein folding
Cellular component (GO): cytoplasm; prefoldin complex
Molecular function (GO): protein folding chaperone
Source: RefSeq, a predicted model, not a curated record
CUCAAACGCUGCCUUGACAACUCACGAUUACUCGAAGCCCUCUUUCGCCCUUCUUCUUCGUUGCCACACACAUUAAAUCUCAUCGUUAAUUGAGAGUCAAGAUGUCUAUAUCCAACGAGGCACUGCAAAAGCUGGUGCGAGAAAUCGAAACACAGGCCCUCGUGGCCCAACAGCAGAUCUCGCUCGUGCGGACACAGCAGGCGUCCAAGCAGCGGGAGCUGCGCAUGGCGCAGUUGACGCGCACCGAGAUGUCAACGUUGCCACCGGAUACAGGUGUUUAUGAGGGUGUUGGGAAAAUGUUUGUGGCACUACCCGUGCCCGUGCUCAAGGAGAAGUUGGAUGGCCAGAUCAAAGAUGUGCAGAAAGAGGUCGAGGGACUAGGAAAGAAGUUGCAGUCAUUAGAGAUCACGCAGAAGAAUAGCAAGCAGCAUAUUGAUCGGAUAUUGGGAGGUGCUGGCGCUGCGGCUGCUUGAGAUGGCUCUGGGAUUCUUCUGUGAGGGCAGGCACAUGUGGAACGCCGACUUAUUUGGCAAUGUUGUAUCCGGCUAUGGCGAUGAGAUUACAACAAGAUUUUUAUAGGCGGUGUCAAAGAAGCAGGCUACACAUUGCGGGUUGCUACUGUUGUGCAGAAUCGAUGU